Molecule: messenger RNA, 864 nt
Organism: Aspergillus oryzae RIB40
Lineage: Eukaryota; Fungi; Ascomycota; Eurotiomycetes; Eurotiales; Aspergillaceae
Exons: 4
Coding region: 1-864 (287 amino acids)
Molecular function (GO): protein binding
Source: RefSeq, a predicted model, not a curated record
AUGUCUCUUGUGUCAUUCCUGGCCAAGUUCAUGGGCAUGGACGAUAGGCUGAAAACCGCUAAUCGCUCGUUCACUCGAAGCGAUCGAGUCGGCAAGCCUAGAAGGUCGCCAAGGAAGACACAUAGGCAUGUGAAGGCGAAGAAAAUGCAAGAGAAGGUGGAAAGUCAGUCACCGGCUAAUCCCCUCACGAGCCCUAUAGUCACCAUGAUCGUUAGUCACGAACAACGUGUCUUCGUAGCUCAUGAGGAAAUCCUGUGCCGCUCGCCUUUAUUCCGGUCUCUACUCAAAGACGAGUUUGUCGGGGACAGCACGAAUAAGGCAGUGGCUCUGCCAGAUGAAGAGCCAGAAGUUUUAUCCUGCGUUCUCGAAUUCUUGUACAAGGGAGAUUAUUUCCCGCGCCUGAUCCGUAACAAGGACACCGGUUCAUGGGAACUCGAGAACAGCCAGAAUGCCACCACCCACACCGGUGGCCGCGGGUCGAGCGAAGCGACUAUGUUCCACUCCGCUGUAGGCGAUAUCGUCCUCAGGGACACGGUCGUGUACUGUGCAGCUGAGAAGUAUGGACUGGAGGGGCUCAAAAGCCUUGCUAUUCGCAAGCAGGGUCUUCAGAGCGGAAUCCCCAUCGAUGUGAUUCUACGAUCCGCUCGGUAUGCCUACGACAACACGCCGGACUCGGAGUAUCGACUGCGCUCUCAUUACUUGGCUAUGAUCAUUCGGACCCGACAGAUUUUCAAGACUAGUGGAACCAUGCAGUAUGAGAUGGAGAUGGGUCAUAAAUUGUUUUUCGAUCUGUUUGUUGCUAUGUGUAACCACAUGGAUGAUCUUGAGGAGAUGAGUAACAACGAAUCGCCUAAGAUGGCCUAA